This is a messenger RNA of Racocetra persica, 452 nucleotides long. The record is from the annotation of a GenBank genome assembly. NCBI's taxonomy places the organism in Eukaryota, Fungi, Glomeromycota, Glomeromycetes, Diversisporales, Gigasporaceae.
AGAACUACGAGAAGAAUUGGCUAGAAGAGACCAGAAUCAAGCACCUUCAGGAGGAGGAAACUACGCCCCUUCGCCCUCUAAUGAUAUACAUGAUUUAGAAGCCGAAAAUUACCUUUUAAAAGAAAUUAAUGAAGCCUUAAUUAAAGAAAAAAAUGAGUUAGAAAAAGUAAUCUCCGCUCUGGAAAAGGAAAAACAACAGCAAAAAGAAGAAUUUGAAGAAAAAUUAACCCAAAGCCAACGCUCAAUUGAAAACAUAGAAUAUCGAUUAGUUGAUAGUUGUAGUAAGUGUCUAUCUGAGGAAGAAGAAGUCAAAGAAAACCUUGACAAAGCCAAAAAGGAAAUUUUUCAAUUAUGUGAUAGAUUAGGAGUUGAUAUUUCCUCUCCCUUAAGAAAAAAUAUUGAAAAAUCAAAUACUUAUAAGGAUUUACUAAAUAAUUUAAUUAAAAUUCAUA